AUGCUGGCCCCUCAUGUUUGGCUUUUUGGGGCUCUCUGGUUUCUGGUGUAUUUCCUUGGGCAACGCGUCUACCAAUGGAAUCGUUUGCGGCACAUUGCAGGACCCCCAGGAACCGGGUGGACAAAGUUGUGGUUGGUAAGACAGGCUUGGUCUGGCAGGCUCUGUGACAGCCUCUACAAUGCUUGUAGAGAAUAUGGUCCCCUCGUCCGAAUCGGCCCAAAGUGGGUGCUGUGCGGUGAUCCCGCUGAGAUCCGCCGAAUAUGGGGGAUCAACUCUGGCUAUCACCGCUCAGAUUGGUACAAGGCUGUCCGUCUGAACAGCGAGGUGAACAACGUCUUGUCGGUCAUUGAUAACAAGGAGCACCACCGGCUCCGAAGCCACCUUAUGCCAGGGUACGGAGGCAAGGGGAUCACAAAUGAGGAACAGCUUGUCGACGAACAGAUCGAAAAUCUCAUAGCACUAAUCAAGCAGCGAUAUAUCUCUACCCAAGCAGCCUUGCGACCAUGCGAUCUAGCUCGAACGAUGCAGUAUUUGACACAAGAUGUCAUCACGGCCGUCGGAUUUGGAAAACCAGCGGGCUACUUGGAGGCGAAUAGUGACAUACAUGGGAUCCUAGAAACGUCUGAGAAUCUCCAUAGACCCGUCCAUAUGGUUACCCUGCUUCCAACUCUCAGAAAAAUUUUGGAAAGUCGUCUGCUGAAACCGUUUCAUCCCAAGCCCCAUGACCGCAGCGGAGUUGGCCGAUUCCUCGGCUAUAUCAAGGACCUUGUUGACGAGCGAUACGAUGACUCAAAAACCAAUCACACUGAUAUCCUCCAAUCCUUCGUCAAGUCUGGUUUGAGCAGGCCCCAAGUCGAGUCCGAAGCUCUUGUGACUGUCUUUGGCGGAACAGACACCACAUCUACUGCCCUGAGGAAUAUUAUUUUCUAUCUGUCGACCAAUCCUCGAGCAUACCACGCGCUUCAAUCUGAGAUUGACGGUGCUGUAAAGACCGUCACAUGCCCAGUGAUCAGAGACGCCGAGGCCAAAGCCCUUCCCUACCUCCAGGCAUGCAUCAAAGAAGGUUUACGGAUAUUCCCCCCCAGUAUGGGUCUUAUGGGUAAGGUGUGUCCGCGCGAUGAUACUAUCUGUGGCUUCAGGGUCCCUGCAAAUACCCAAGUUGCUUGGUCGGCGCUGGCCAUUAUGAGGAAUAGAGACAUUUUCGGAGAUGAUGCAGAUGUAUAUGAGCCGCAACGCUGGAUUGACGCACCAGUGGAAAAGAAAAAGGACAUGGAUGCCUCGUACGGACUGGUAUUUGCGACUGGAACAAGGUGGGAGUGUUUGGGGAAGCGGCUUGCGUACAUAGAGCUGGGAAAGACGAUUUUCGAGCUCUUUCGGCGGUUUGAUUUUGCCAUGGUCGAUCCAGUUGAGCCUUUUCGGUGGGCUAACCAUGGGCUGACAGCGCAUUUCGGUAUGAAAGCUCGAGGACUUGCUAGAGUUUCCUCAACGUCUAAUUCCCGCACUGAUGCGACUGGCAGCACUCUUGAUAAUGCCACUCCCGCGCCCGCACCCUCCCCAUCCAGGGAGCCUGGGGCGCGUCUCACCACCACCACAAUUGCGUGGACUAUGAUGUCGCUUUGUUUGUCUGUGCUCCUCUCCGCUCUUGACUUAACAAUUGUUACUCCUGCAAUUCCUGCUAUAGUUGGCACGUUCAAAUCUUCGGCCAGCUAUAUUUGGGUGGGAAGUGCUUACACCCUGGCCUACGCAGCCAUUACGCCAGUAUGGGGCUCGGUCUCCGACAUCUGGGGCCGAAAACCCAUUAUGCUCAUUGCAGUGGCCGUUUUUCUCAUCGGCAGUCUUGUCUGUGCCCUUGCACCGCAUAUGGAUGCUCUGAUCGCGGGACGGGCGAUUCAGGGAUUAGGCGGCUCCGGAAUGGGGAUCAUGGUCAAUAUUGUUGUCAGUGAUAUGUUUUCACUACGAGAUCGGGGGUUGUACCUCGCAAUCACUUCGCUCGUUUGGGCAGUUGGCAGUGCCAUAGGGCCUGUUCUGGGUGGCGUUUUUACGUCGAGGCUCACCUGGAGAUGGUGUUUUUGGAUUAACUUACCAGUCGGUGCCGUCUCCUUCCUGGUCUUGCUCUUCUUUAUGAGAGUUCCGAGCCCUCGAACACCCAUUGCCGCCGGCCUAAAAGUCAUUGACUGGGCAGGCAGUCUUUUGAUCAUAGGCGGCUCUUUGAUGGUCCUCCUUGCCCUUGACUUUGGCGACGUCGUCUACUCCUGGUCUUCUGCAACCGUCAUCUGUCUUUUGGUUUUCGGAACAGCAGUGAUGGCGCUGUUCGUGGUUAACGAAUGGAAAAUUGCCAAGAACCCAAUUAUUCCAGUUUGGCUGUUCACCUCGCCGACCAAGAUAGCGCCUUACGUUGUCUUCGCGUGUAAUUCAUACGUGUUUAUUGGACAAGCAUAUUACCUGCCCUUAUAUGCGCAGUCCGUCCUGGCCGCAAGCGCGCUAAGAUCAGGCCUCUACCUUCUACCACUAAUUGUCUCAUGUUCCCUGGCCGCGGCCGCAGCCGGGAUCUUCAUGCAGCAAACCGGGAAAUAUCUCCCGGUGAUGUAUAUUGCCCAGGGCUUUUUGGUCCUCGGCUCCGGCCUACUAAUUAGUCUUGAUUUUGAAGCUAAUAUAACCAAACUAGUCAUCUUCCAGAUCCUAGUCGGUAUCGGUGUAGGCAUGAACAUUGAAGCGCCGAUUCUCGCUGCUCAGGCGGCAACCAGUAUCCGGGAUACAGCAGCUGUCACUGCGACAAUGGGGUUUGUCCGGUCUCUCUCUACGGCUAUUUCGGUUGUUGUCGGGGGUGUUGUGUUUCAGAAUGAGAUGAAUGCGAAAAACGAGGGGUUAGCAAGCCAGCUGGGUUCCAACUCUACUUUGGCCAGCGAAUUCAAUGGCGACAAUGCCGCUUCGAGUGUGGAGGAGAUUAGCACUCUUGGACUAGAUGCAGUUCAAGAGGCCUUGGUUAGGAAGACGUACUUUGAGGCGUUGAGAAUGGUGUGGGUCAUGUAUGUGGCAUUUGCUGGACUGGCUACCGUCCUUAACUUGUUCGUGCGAGCGCAUAAGCUUCGGACUGAGAAUGAGGGCGCCGUGCUGGGGGCCGACCGGUCAAGGCAACAGGGGAGCCCUGCUGCUGGGGCUGCCGAAUUGGAGUUGCGGAAUGAGCGAGAGGAUUAA
Aspergillus eucalypticola CBS 122712 is the source of this 3195-nucleotide messenger RNA. Its product is annotated as cytochrome P450. The coding region runs from base 1 to 3195 and encodes 1064 amino acids. The record is from RefSeq and is a predicted model, not a curated record. Gene Ontology annotation, molecular function: iron ion binding; heme binding; oxidoreductase activity, acting on paired donors, with incorporation or reduction of molecular oxygen. Gene Ontology annotation, biological process: transmembrane transport. The transcript has 6 exons. Lineage: Eukaryota; Fungi; Ascomycota; Eurotiomycetes; Eurotiales; Aspergillaceae.